AUGGACGAUCGAAUGCAAGCACAAAUUCGUUCGUGGUUGGAAGAGGAUUCUGGUGAUGAAUUGGAUGCAGAUCUUGAAAAUGGGGAACAAUAUCGUGUUGACACUAUAGAAAGCGAUAGUUCUGUCAUCCGUAGUCCUCACGAAACUGAUACGGAGCAAUCGUCGGAUGAAAACGAUGCUGAUAUUUCUGCUCCCGCAAUUCAACAACAAAGAGUUAGGAUCCCAUACUAUAUUGGCAAAAAUCGCUCCACAAAAUGGCUUAUCCACAAGCCUUUACGUAACGUACGUACUAGGAGUUAUAACAUAGUUAUCCACCUGCCAGGAGUAAAAAAUGUAGCUAAGAAUGCCAAAAAACCUUUACAAUGUUUCUCAUUGUUUGUGGAUGAUACCAUGAAAGACAAAGUAGUCCUGUACACGAAUGUGUACAUAACUAAACUACAAGAAAAGUUUUCACGUGAACGGGAUUGCAAACUUACAGAUGCAGUUGAAAUAAAAGCAUUGAUCGGAGUUUUGUACAUGGCGGGCUUGAAAAAGAUCUGUCAUUUAAAUGUAAAAGAAAUAGAAACAGAAACAGAAACAGAAACUUUUUUAUUCAAUAUAGAUUAUAAAUAA
Messenger RNA from Parnassius mnemosyne (clouded apollo), 612 nucleotides. The record is from the annotation of a GenBank genome assembly. NCBI's taxonomy places the organism in Eukaryota, Metazoa, Arthropoda, Insecta, Lepidoptera, Papilionidae.